Molecule: messenger RNA, 987 nt
Organism: Vespa crabro (European hornet)
Lineage: Eukaryota; Metazoa; Arthropoda; Insecta; Hymenoptera; Vespidae
Gene: ytr
Product: U4/U6.U5 small nuclear ribonucleoprotein 27 kDa protein-like
Exons: 4
Coding region: 261-725 (154 amino acids)
Biological process (GO): RNA splicing
Cellular component (GO): precatalytic spliceosome
Source: RefSeq, a predicted model, not a curated record
GUAGUUUACUACGUGAAACAACAACAUAAAUAAUGGUCAACAGCAGCAGCAGCAGCAAAUAGCGCUUUCAAAUGUUCAAUGUAUUCGUUAAUUAUUUGACUAAGUGAAAAUAUAAGUAAAUAUUUUUAUCUACGCAAUCAUAGAAAUAUGUUUAUUUUGUAUAUGAUACAAUAUUAUACUAUUUUAUAAAUAUUUCAUAGUAGAUUUUUAUAAUGUCGUGUAAGCAGUUUUAACAAUUUUAUAUUUAAAAUACAAAUGUAAUGGGUCGAAGUCAUACCCCGUCGCCUGGAAGACGACGUGAUCGUUCCAGGGAACGUGACCGCGACAGAGAUCGUCGAAGACGACGAUCUCGCGAAAGACGUCGGAGAUCUGCAGAACGUGACAGAGUAAAAUCAAGAGAUAGAGAUAGAGAACGAGAUCGUGAUCGAGACAGACAUAAACGAUCAUACAGUAGAUCUAGAUCUAGAGAACGAGACAGACCUAAGCCCAGAGCCAAAUUAUCUACGGCAGAACGUCCUGUUAUCACAGAGGCUGAUCUUCAAGGAAAAACACCGGAAGAACAAGAGAUGAUGAGAAUGAUGGGUUUUUGUGGUUUCGAUACCACCAAAGGUAAGAAGGUAGAAGGAAAUGAUGUAGGCGCAGUACAUGUUAUUCUAAAAAGAAAGUACAGACAGUACAUGAAUAGAAAAGGAGGUUUCAAUAGACCACUUGAUUUCGUGGCAUGAAUAUCUCAGCUUUUUAAUUUUCCAAUUGCUAAUAUUUUUUUAAUUCAGUUCUUUAUAAUUAAAAACAUAUAAUCCUCGUAUAUCCUCUUCCUUUUCUUUAAAGUUUUCACAACAUGAAUAAUUUAUUUCAUUGAGAACAUACAAUGCAUGAAUUAAUAAUGCGGCAAAAAAGUUCAUAGACAGUUUAAGUACAUUCUUGCUCUCAAUUAUAUUUUAUAUAAUUAAAAAAAAAUAAUAUACAUUUUCAUAUCAAUUAUAAAAA